Molecule: messenger RNA, 1537 nt
Organism: Melanotaenia boesemani (Boeseman's rainbowfish)
Lineage: Eukaryota; Metazoa; Chordata; Actinopteri; Atheriniformes; Melanotaeniidae
Product: prohibitin-2-like
Exons: 10
Coding region: 44-952 (302 amino acids)
Biological process (GO): mitochondrion organization
Cellular component (GO): membrane; mitochondrion
Source: RefSeq, a predicted model, not a curated record
UUUAUCUUCUUCACUUGGUUUUUUAACAGAAGCGGAGGACAGCAUGGCGAACAAGGAUCCCGGAGGUUUUCUGCAGCAGCUGCGGCAGAUCGCCGGCAGGAUGUCGUCGGGACCUCGAGGUGCAGGAAUCGGUCUCAAGCUGCUGGUGGGAGCCGGAGCUCUGGCUUAUGGAGUGAAGGAGGCCACGUACACAGUUGAAGGAGGACACCGUGCCAUCAUCUUCAACAGGAUCGGAGGGAUGGAGAUGGACACGGUGCUCGCUGAGGGACUCCAUUUCAGGAUCCCCUGGUUCCAAUACCCGAUCAUCUACGACAUCCGGGCCCGACCCAGAAAGAUCUCCUCCCUGACGGGAAGCAAAGACCUCCAGAUGGUGAACCUGACGCUGCGAGUUCUGUCCCGGCCGCUGGCGUCCAACCUGCCCACCCUUUACCAGCAGCUGGGACAAGACUACGACGAGCGCGUGCUGCCCUCCAUCGUCAACGAGGUGCUGAAGAGCGUGGUGGCGAAGUUCAACGCCUCGCAGCUCAUCACGCAGAGAGCACAGGUCUCUCUACUGAUCCGCAGAGAACUGUUCGAGCGGGCCAAAGACUUUAACAUCAUCUUGGACGACGUGGCCAUCACCGAUCUGAGCUUCAGUCGAGAGUACACGGCCGCCGUGGAGGCCAAACAAGUCGCCCAGCAGGAGGCGCAGCGAGCUCAGUUCUACGUAGAAAAGGCCAAACAGGAGCAGAGACAGAAGAUCAUUCAGGCUGAAGGAGAAGCUCAGGCUGCCAAGAUGCUGGGCGAGGCCGUGACCAAGAACCCAGGUUACCUGAAACUCAGGAAGAUCCGGGCGGCGCAGAACAUCGCCAAGACGGUGGCGCAGUCCCAGAACAAAGUGUACCUGAACGCCGACAGCCUGGUGCUCAACCUGCAGGACAAAGACAGCUUUAAUUUGUCCUUGUUGAAGUAGGACGUCUCUCCACCGGCCUGUCUUUCCUUCAGUUCUGCUUCUGCAUCAGGAAUCCUGUCCGCCGACUCCACAGCAGGUUUCUGUCCACCACUUCCAACGCUGGCCUCCACUAUCUGAAAACCUGUUUUCCACUGAAGACGAACUUCCCUUUGAUUUUUAGUUUACGUUAAAAACUUCCUCUUCAGAUGUGGAACCAGUUGCAUGAAACCAGGAACCCGGAGCGGUGGAUUCACAUCCCCAUGAGACGCCGUGCAGCAGCACCACAGACGGACUGGUUCUAGACCGGUGUAGAUGUUAACACGUUAAGUCGGCCCCCAGCUGGAGUCGCACUGGGACCAGAAACAGACCAACAUGGCGGAGCUCCUCGUUAUGCGAGCGUGUCGGGUUGAGGUCAUGAACCAGGUCAGCUGCAGCGUUUCACCGAGUAAAACCUCAAACGUUGAGUCACAGCCGGCCGCUCAGUGUGUGUCGACGUACAGCACACACACAUUUCUGGUAGAAAUGAAGCGUUUCUUUGGUUGUUCUGUGUGUUUAUGUCAACAUUGAAGAACUGAUUGAAUUAAUAAAUACAUUUCUGGGCUUUUU